This is a messenger RNA of Rhipicephalus microplus (southern cattle tick), 1216 nucleotides long. RefSeq names its product adenosine deaminase. Lineage: Eukaryota; Metazoa; Arthropoda; Arachnida; Ixodida; Ixodidae. Gene Ontology annotation, molecular function: adenosine deaminase activity. The record is from RefSeq and is a predicted model, not a curated record. Gene Ontology annotation, cellular component: cytosol; external side of plasma membrane. Gene Ontology annotation, biological process: hypoxanthine salvage; negative regulation of adenosine receptor signaling pathway; adenosine catabolic process.
UGCAGAGUAGACCUGUUGAUCACGAAGCUUCGGAAAAUGGCUGUUCUAAAGUACAAGAUCCAGCUACACAGCCACCUGACCACCGGCAUGCGUCAUGAGACCAUUUGGGAGCUGGCACAGCAAAAAGGCUUGGACUUAGGAUACAAGAGCGUGGAAGACAUCCAAGAAAAGACGAGACUGAAAGAAGGCACCACGCUCGCCAAUUACCUGAAGGAAAUCUUCGUCUUUACCAAGGUUGUAGUCGGUGACCGGGACGCCAUGGAGCGAGUGGCGUACGAGGAGGCCAUCGACCAGGCAGCGGAGGGCGUGCUGUACAGCGAGAUGUUGCUGUGCCCUCAACCGCUGGCCUCCUCGAGCGUCGCACAACGGUGGCAAGGGAUGCCGGAAAGCAUGGUCAGCGUCAGGGACGUGCUGGACGCAGCACUGCGAGGACUGCGCAAGGCGGAGCUGGCGACGGGCGCGAAGUUCAGGAUCGUCCUGUCUUGCACUCGUGGCAGGCCCGACUGGGCUCCAGAGGUUCUGGAGCUCUGCCGGGAGUACCGCGACCGAGGCGUGGUCGGCAUCGACGUCUGCGGCGUGGUCGGUCUCGAAGAUGCACAGUCGAUGCAAGUAGGCCCGGACGCUAGGGAGUACGGUGAAGAGUUCACGGAUCCCCGGAUCAUCGACACUUUCCAGCGUGCUGUUUCUUACGGCGUACACCGGACCGUUCACGCGGCUGAGGCGGGGCCUCCGGCCACUCUGCUGCGGGCCGUUCGGGAACUUCACGCAGAACGCAUCGGUCACGGUUACCGGGCGGUCGCUGAAGGAGGCGACGCCUAUCGGCAAGCGUUGGCCGCCGGGGUCCACUUCGAGUGCUGCCCGACCAGCAGCUACCUUACUGGCAGCGUGGAUCGCAACGCAGCAGAACACCCCAUACUGAGGCUAAAGCGUGACGGCGCAAGUUUCUCGCUGAACACCGACAACCCGGCGAUCACGCACACAACACUGAACGACGAGUACCAGCUGGCGCUGAAGCUCGGACUCACGCCCGACGACAUUCUGCGAUGCAAUCGCUCGGCCAUAUCCGCCAGUUUUCUACCCGACGUCGAGAAAUGGGAACUGGAGCAAAAGUUCAACCGACUCAUCUGUUCGGACUCGGCGAAUGCUUAGGAUGACAUUCUUCGCUUGCUCUGUGCAAUUAAAACAGUAAUAAAUUCACACGGAGUCAACGUCCCCA